Molecule: messenger RNA, 4085 nt
Organism: Monomorium pharaonis (pharaoh ant)
Lineage: Eukaryota; Metazoa; Arthropoda; Insecta; Hymenoptera; Formicidae
Gene: DZIP1
Product: zinc finger protein DZIP1
Exons: 8
Coding region: 362-3517 (1051 amino acids)
Biological process (GO): cilium assembly
Cellular component (GO): cytoplasm; ciliary basal body
Source: RefSeq, a predicted model, not a curated record
CUAGUAAUGAGAUGUGUUGAUAGUUUCUGCAGAUGGCGCACGCACCCGACGCCAAACCACGCCAAACUUUGUUUAUAUUUGUUAUAUUAUAACCUUAACACUUGCCGUUUUUUUAUCUCCCCUAACGAGUUACAAAUGCAAUCGCAAUUGCAAAUGAAGCUGUACAAUUAUCGCGCGCGAGCAAUAAUUGUUAGCAGUUAUGCAGUGAGAAUUUCACACAAGUACACGCGACUCCUAAAUAUUUAAGCAAACGCGAUGGAAAUAAAGAUAAGGAAAUAUAGAUAAAUUUUUUCCAUUGGAAGAGAGUUUUCCCGAGAUUUUUUUCACGUUAUUGUGCUAUGCGAGUAAAUCUGUAAAUAAAAUGGCAUUUUCGUUUCGAGUCGGUACCAACUGGUGCCAUGACUUCCCGAAACUCGCCAGAGAAUCAGGAUUUUACUUCAAUAUGCACGGAUCCAGAGUGCGAGUCGACUGGAAUCGCAUAGGUGCCAUAGACAUAGACCAUGUUAUUCGAGAAAGAGAUUUCUCGACCAUUGAUCAAAAUAUCAAUAAUGUGAUAGAUUAUUGCUUGGAGAGUGAAUAUGAUGUCAAAAUCCUGGAUCCCAACUUUGUCAAGCUGUUCAGACUCGCACAACUCUCUGUUGAAUAUUUAUUAUAUUGUAAACAGUAUUUGGAUCAUAGCGUGGUAAUAUUGAAGGAUGAAUUGAGACAGAAGAUAGAACAGAACGUCAGCAUGAAGAAAGAAAUUGCCACUCUGGAAGAUACUGUGAAGAAUCUGAAAGAGAGAUCAAGGGAGAAACGUAAAUUGAUUGAAACUAGCGUUGGUGAGAUCUCUAAUGGAGAAGUUUAUAAGUGUCCACAUUGUCCAAAAACAUUUGUACGUGCUAUAUUCGUAAAUGCUCAUAUAGCGCGCAAACAUUCGUACAUGAGUGUAUCCACGUCCCCUGUGCAUGAUCAUUAUCGAGCUGAAACGGAGAAAUUACAUAAUGAAAUAAAAACAUUAAAGGAAAGACUGAAUCAAACUGAAAGAGUGAUAAGAAGUGAAACCGAUAAACUGCAGGAUAACACAGAAAAGAAUUAUGCGAGAAAUAUGAAUAAACAUGAGUAUGAUGUUGAGAAAGUAGGUAGAUUUCAGGAGCAGCAAAGAUAUCAAGAAGACAUUGGAAAUUUAAAGAGCAUGCUAUUCAACGAGAUACGCGCAUUAAGAGAAAAGGAUCACGUUAUAAAUGAGAGUAUCCUGGAGACAAAUGUGAAAACUAUAAUCAGCCAACAAGAAAAAGAGAUUGAGAACCUGAGAAAUCAACUUCUUGAAAGAUUAACUCCAGGUAUGGAAGAUAUUCAGGUGAAGUUACAAGCACAAGAGAAUCAUUGGAAGGCCACAAUAGAGGACAUGGAAGUUCAACACCAUCGGGACAUCGAGAAAUUGGCCAUGGAAUUGAAAGCGACUCAGCAGAUAGCUAAUCGUACAAGGUCUGAAUAUGAAUCUAAAGUGCAUGACUUAGAGAAACAAUCUAUGGAUCAAUCUAACAUGCUAGUGGAACAGAGGAAGCAAUUGAACAACUUGUCACGUGAGAUUGGUAACUCGCAGAUGCAGAUUAAUCACAAAAAUACAGAAAACAACGUAUCGGAAUUCCUAAAUAAAUCUUCUACGCUAACAGCAAAACACAAAAACAAUUACAACGAAAGCAAUACUUACAAGAAUUUAAAUAAUACUGAAAACAUCGAGAUGAUUAUCGAAGAUAUUGGUAGUGGAUCUAGUCAAGAAUAUAGUGACAAAUUGAUAUCGAUUGCAGCACAAAUUCAACACAUGCCUGGUAAAGAUAAUACUGCAAAAAGCAAAGGUAAUAAAAAAGUUAUCCCUGAUAAUAGUAAAGUUGUGGAACAUAUGACUGCAAAGUCACGCAAUCUGACAAAAUCGGAUAAAUUAGAAUCUGGUAAAAAAACGAAAAAUGCUAGGCAUUAUGAUGUAUUGAACGAUAUAAAUAAAGUAAAUGACCACGCAAGUAACAGUUUUGUUACCAAAGAAAAUCUUACUGACGUAAAUAAAAAGUACGUAGACAUCAAAGAAAAAAAAGAAAUAUUGCAUACUGACAAUAUAAAGAAAAGGAAAUCCGAAUUCUUAGAAAAACGUAGCGUAAGUUCUGUGACGGAAUCCGAAUCCUUAUCGUCGAUAUCAGAAUCGGGGACUGACAGUGAGAGUGUCACUAUGGAUGAGGAUUUAAUAAAAAGAUCUGAAACGUCUGUCAAUAUCAGAAAAAAGGUGAUACCGGAAGACGCGCGGAAUAUGCUCGACAAUCGGUUGAGAGAAUUGGGAAUUGAUCCGGAAUGGCAAGGGAUACCUGCGGCAACGUAUAAGCAAAAGAUGGAGAUUGUGAGACAUCAGCAAAGCAUUAAUGCAAAGAAAUUAAUUCGAUAUAAUCAAAUUAAACAAAAAAUACUCGAAGACGUUCUUCAAACGAUAUUGGCAAAUCGUAAGGAAUCGGGAUAUUCCUCGCUUAUGAAAAAUUCUCUGCUGAAUAAGCUAGUCACUCAUGUGAAAUCGAAGGCUUGGAAAGCAUUCAAUAAAGAUAGUGGCGAAUAUAUAUCCGUCCAAAAAACAGAAAAUACAACACCAUUAAAAUUACGUUUGAAGCAGAAGAUUGAACUCCUUCCUAAAAAAUAUAAAGAUGACGAAGUGUAUGAGAAUACGCGCGAAUCACCAUUAAGAAAAAGUGGAAUGGAUACUUGUGUCAGUCCAAAGGUGACCGCGACGUAUCCGAAGACAGUUCGAAAUGUCUCUUCUGCGAGCUCUAUUGAAUCUCGAGAGGAUUUAAAACAGAUUUUGUCUACGAAAAUAAUUGUGUCGGACACUAACACAUGUAAAGUGAGCUCUCCAAUCAGCAGAAAACAAGUAGCGCCGAAAUAUUUCGAAAACAAUGAUUCGGAUAGUACAAAUGUGCAGCAAGACGAGUUAAUUUUUUCUCCAAAGAAUAGUAAAAGUGUUUUAAAACCAAUGAGUGGCUCAGCCGGAAGCUUGGUAAAAAAAAAAGUCUUAUUCGAUUUAAAUGACAAAAAAAGUGAUGAUACGACGAUGCCAGAAAAUGAUCAACGAAGUAUUCAAGUAAAUUACAAUGAUUGGAACAUCUCAAGCUUUGCUAAGAGAAAAGAAUAUGCGUUGCAAAAAGAAAAGUCCAUGAGUACGGGCAAUAUUGUUUUAAAAACUUCGCAAAGCGAUAAAAUCGCUGAAAUAUCGAAGAAAAUACAAGAACAGUUGAGCAUAGUAAAAAAGCCGCCCGUAGGAUCAAUCGAAACAAUCUUUCGAUUUAACACGAAUCAACUGUUAAACUCGACCAGUCUUGUGAGUUCUAUCUUGGAUAAUCCUGUACAAAAUUUUACAAAUCCAAAAGAAAGAGACAAUGUAUUCCCACAACCCGCUCCGCGAACUCUGAAGGACAAAGACCUUUCUGUCGCUCAACGUAAAAGUGAAAUAAAAUAUUCCGAUCUGGAUUCGGAUAUAGAUGCAAUACUGCAGAUGGAAUAAGGUGGACCGAUUGUAUGUAGUUUUUAAUUAUUAUCUUAAUCUGCAUCUUCCGCUCUAUGCUGCUGACAUCACAAAUGGAUUACGAGUAGAUUUAAUUUAUUGAAUUUUUUGUAUAUUUAGUAGUGUAUACAUAUACAUAUAUGUUAAGGAAUGGAUAAGUUUUAUUUAAUUCAUUUUGAUGCACAAACGUACUGAAAAGAAUUUUAUAUAUAUCUAAUGUGCACUUGAAAUAUAUAUACAUUAUACAUGAAAAGCAUUUUCUUUUAGAAUUUAUCUUAAAAGCCAUUAGAAUCAUGGAACAAUAUAAACUUCGAAAAAUUUUACUGUAUUUUUUGUAAAUUUAAUAGAAUUUGAUAAAAUUUGGUUACAAUUUAUUAAAAUUUUACGUAAUUUUAUUAAAUGUUACUAAAUUUUGUUAAAUUUUACUAAAAUUACAAUUUUAGUAAAAUUAUAGUAAAAUUAUAUUUUGUUACAAUUAUAGUAAAACUUUUCGAAAUCCAUAUUAUCCCAGUAAUUUCGAGGGUAAAUUCUGAGAGAAAAUUCUCUUCGCGUAUAAAUUUCUGAAAUA